UAGGAAUUCAAUAAGCGGAAGGCAGAUGUGGACUUCCUGGACUGUGUUUCCUGUGGUACUGGACAGUGGACUCUGAGCUGGCACAGUGCAAGACCUCCACCUCCCUGUCGUCACCUUCUGUCCCUAACAGGGCUGUCAUGCUGUCCCUUGAGGCUGUGUUCUUUACCCUGCUCUUGACAGCCAGUUCGCUGGGCCAAAGGGCUCAAAAGCCCUCUGGAUCUAUGUCCCCAAUCAGCACCAUCCAGGCCCAGGCCAAUUUCGAUGUUCAGCAGUUUGCAGGAACAUGGCUUCUCGUGGCUGUGGGCUCUGCAUGCCGCUUUCUUCAGGAGCAAGGAUACCGGGCUGAGGCCACCACAUUGCACACAGCUCCCCAGGGUGCAGCUAUGGCUGUCAGCACCUUCCGGAAACUAGAUGGGAUAUGUUGGCAGAUACGGCAACUCUUUGGAGUCACAGGGGUCCCUGGACGCUUCUUACUCCAAGCCCCAGGGCUCCGUGGUCCAGUGCAUGUGGUUGUUGCUGAGACCGACUACCAGAGCUUUGCCGUUCUGUAUCUGGAGCAGGCAAGGAAGCUAUCUGUGAAACUUUAUGCCCGCUCACUGCCUGUGAGUGACUCUGCCCUGAAUGUGUUUGAACAGCGAGUCAGGGGAGCCAACCUGACAGAAGACCAGAUCUUUUUCUUUCCCAAGUAUGGUUUCUGCAAGACUUCAGACCAGUUCCACAUCCUGAACGAGAUACAGAGAUAAGGCCAUCAGGUGGAGAAGCUGUGGACAGUGGACUGCCCUUAGAGAAUUCUGAGCACCCUGAACAAACUCUUGAAAUUUCUUCUAUCUGUCCCCAGAAUCACCCCUUCAUACUCUGUUGUCCUGGAGCUUUUUUAGUAAACAGUAGUAGACUUGG
This is a messenger RNA of Psammomys obesus (fat sand rat), 897 nucleotides long. RefSeq names its product complement C8 gamma chain (gene C8g). The record is from RefSeq and is a predicted model, not a curated record. Bases 138 to 743 code for a protein of 201 amino acids. The transcript has 7 exons. Gene Ontology annotation, cellular component: membrane attack complex. Gene Ontology annotation, biological process: complement activation. NCBI's taxonomy places the organism in Eukaryota, Metazoa, Chordata, Mammalia, Rodentia, Muridae.